Molecule: messenger RNA, 960 nt
Organism: Diuraphis noxia (Russian wheat aphid)
Lineage: Eukaryota; Metazoa; Arthropoda; Insecta; Hemiptera; Aphididae
Source: RefSeq, a predicted model, not a curated record
AUGACAUUUUAUAAUUAUAAUUUUUUAUGUGUUCAGUCUUUCACAUUAGAAUUUGGAGUGGCAAUUCUAACAGGAAUUUUUACAAUUUUGACAUUGUUGAUAGUUAUGUUGAAUGCAUCUGAGUUAUCAAGUAUGAUUUMAGAGAAUCCUAUUGUUUUGGUAACCAUAUUCUUGUUACUACUUACUUGGGCCAUGGCAAUUGCAGGAGCUAAUUCAGGAUCAAGAAAAUUGAUAGCUUUGUCAAUUGUUAUUUGGGCCAUAUUCAUUAUUGAUUGGCUAGUUUUAUCGUUAUACUUUAGAAUAUUAAUGAACAAUACAAAUUUCUGCGUAGCGUUAACAACGAGAUGUGCUCCAUCUAUGUGGCUUAUCGGAARCGGAGGAGGAGGCUAUGAAAAUAACGACACUUUGGAUGAUGAAAAUAGUACGGAUACAAAUACAGAAAACAACGAAUUAUGGUCAAUAAUUGACUUACCAGAAGUAAAUGUUAAGAAUUUUCAUCCGGUGAGGACGAAUGUAGUCCCCAUAGUAACCCCUGUCGUUGCUACUACUGCUAAUACCGUUAUUUCAAAUCAAACGAGUAUGGUGAUUGAUGUCAACAACGGGUGUGGAUGUGAACGUCAUCCRCGGACAACUACUGAAAGCCCACCAAGCGAUUUAAGAACGCGCGUCAUCGAGUAUCGAAAAAAUAUGGCGAUGUAUCGUCAAACCGCGGAGGCUACAAUACAACGUCGAAAGAAAAAAGAAGAGGAAAAAAAACAGGUAGCAGAGGAAGACUAUGAUGCUGAAGAUGACGAAGAUUCUGACGACUCUGAAGAAAAAAACAAAGCUGCAGUUGAUCUCAUAGACUAUUUGACUAUGGCAAUUUUUUUGCUGCUGUUCCUGUAUGCAUUGCAUGUACUAUUGUCCUACCACAGUGAACUAAAACUUAUUCGGGAUUGUACAUGUACAAUUCUUACAUAA